AUGGCGACAGAUGAGCAAGGGUUUACUGACGCUGCCAACAACAACAACCAAAAUGGAGACGCAUUACCGGAAGGGAGUAAAGCGACUGACAUGCAAAAUGAGUAUUUGACUCGUUACCAGACAGCUUCGAGCGUGGUUAUUCCCAGAGACGUCUUCGAGUCAAUGUACCUCUCUCCAUAUACACAGAGACUCGGACACCUACGCAGCACGUUUGGAAACCCAACGCCUAUGCCAUUGAUGGGUUUCUUGAUCGCGUCUAUGCCGUUAGGAUGUAAUCUGAUGGGCUGGCGAGGUUCCGGCGGCGAUGGAGCAGCCAUAAUAGGACUCUUUUUCUUCUUUGGUGGAAUGCUCCAAAUCCUUGGAUGUAUCUUGGAAUGGAUCAUCGGCAAUACCUUUCCAUUCGUUGUCUUCGCUUGCUACGGUGCGUUUUGGCUGGCGAUGGGAGUAACGCUCCAGCCCGCGUUCAACGCACAAGCCUAUUACACCUCACAGCCCGGAGGAACUGCACAGUUUUACUCGAGUUUCUCGUUCUUCUGGAUGGUGAUGGCCCUUGUCACCUUCUUCUUCCUCAUCGGCUCUCUCCGGACUAAUGUCGUAUUCGUCCUGGUCUUCCUCUUCAUCGAUCUUGCUUUCAUUAUGUUGAUGGCUACAUACUGGUCCGCCGCCGAAGACUUUCCGCUGCGGCUGCCGACAGGAGAUCUGAGUACGAUAUUCAAGGGUGCGUCGGAAAGAAACAAGCCGGAGCCCAAUGCCCUCCAACGCACCUCCAACCCCGAAGGCCACACCGCCAAUGUCACCGCCUGGUCGUCUGCCCUGACGCGCGCCACAGUCGCGGGACAAAUCCCCCACGGUCAACACCAUUUGAUUCUGCAGACGAGCGACGAACUUCUCAAUGCGCUGGCGAGUCCUACGUACGGUAGGCCCAGCGGGCUCGGGAGUGUGGUGGACGAAUGUGUACGGCAGGGGAAGAUGAUUGAUCUACAAGACUUUCUCGGCUCAGAGAAGAGCAUAUACUCCAGAGGUUGGAUCCCGAGUCCGUGGGCCAUUCUGCGCUGGGGCUUACAAAAGGCUGGAAUGUCGUGGAGCAGUGGGAGCUUCGACGUGAGCGGCGGCAGGUUAAAGGCUGGAAACCUCGCGUUGGUUCCAGCGUUAGAAGAGGUCUGGAAGAGAUUGUCUGCUGCAAGGGAAAAAGACACAAAAGCACAGACUCUGACUGAUAGAGUCAUGACGCGGGAAACAUUCCUGAAAGACGUUAACGAUGUGCUCAACCAGGCCGGUGAGAUGACAGGGUCGCUGUCGAGUCAAGACCUGGAAGUGUUGCUCCGCUACCUCUCCCGUGACAAACAAGUUCUGUCGUAUGACGGCAGCACCGUCAAAUUCAAACCGCCGUCAUCUACAGCCAUACCUGAGCCGAUCACCCAAGAAGAUCGGUCAAUCGCAUCUCUGAAAUCGCUUAUCGAAGACGUCCACCAAAAGUCCGCGACCCUGUCCGCUCGCAUCACGGUGCUGCAAGAUCAAGCCUCGACUGCCGUGAAAACCGGCAACAAGGCCAGCGCCCUAUCGGCCCUUCGCUCGAAGAAACUCGCCGAGCGGGCGCUCCAGCAGCGUCUAGACACCCUACAUCAGCUGGAAGAGAUCUACACCAAGAUCGAAUCCGCCGUGGACCAAGUCGAGAUCCUCGCUGUGAUGGAAUCGUCCGCAUCGGUGCUAAAGACGCUCAACAAGCGCGUCGGAGGAGUCGAGCGCGUAGAGGACGUCCUGGAGAGCUUGAGAGAGGAAGUCGGCAAAGUUGACGAAUUUUCCACGGUCCUAGCAGAGCCGGUGGAUUCGAAGGCCGUCCUCGACGAGGACGAAGUGGAUGAGGAAUUUGAAGCGAUGGAGAGAGAGGAGCGCGAGAAGACGAAGAAGAUCGAGGAAGAAAAGACCAGGCAGAAGUUACAGGAGCUUGAUGCCCUCGAGCAGCUGCGCAGAGAGCGGGAAAAGGAGAGUCAAAAAGAAAGGGAAAGGCAAAAGCAAGAGCAAGGCGAUGACCUCGAAAUCAAGCAACAAGACCACGCCCAAGACAAAGAGUCGGAAGCGGCCCUGUUAUCGUCGAGCAUCGAGAAAAUGCAGAGACUAGAACUCGAUGAACGGACAGGGGACGACACGCAAAGAGACGGGCAUCCAGAGAAGAUCGCCCAAGAAGCAUCCUAG
Molecule: messenger RNA, 2193 nt
Organism: Fonsecaea monophora
Lineage: Eukaryota; Fungi; Ascomycota; Eurotiomycetes; Chaetothyriales; Herpotrichiellaceae
Exons: 7
Coding region: 1-2193 (730 amino acids)
Biological process (GO): vacuolar transport
Cellular component (GO): plasma membrane
Molecular function (GO): acetate transmembrane transporter activity
Source: RefSeq, a predicted model, not a curated record